CUCUUUACUCCACAGGGAUAAAGACAGACACAACUUCGGUCCGCUCGCGGAGCGAAGGGGAGAGAAACACGCACGGCACGAGACGGAAAAUAUAAUAACAAUAAUUUAUAUAUUUAAAAAAAAAAUGACACGGACGGCCGCCAUCGCGUUCAUAUCUCUUUUGUGGAUAUUUAAGAGAGCAUCAAGUGCGCGGGUUUAUCCUCCGAACGAAGUAACGUUGCUGGACUCCAGGACGGUGCAGGGCGAGCUGAAAUGGGUGGCGAGUCCGGCAGAGGGAGGGUGGGAAGAGGUGAGCAUCAUGGAUGAGAAGAACACGCCCAUCCGGACGUACCAGGUGUGCAAUGUCAUGGAGCCCAGCCAGAACAACUGGCUGCGGACGGACUGGAUCGCACGUGGCGGUGCCCAGCGCGUGUACAUCGAGAUCAAAUUCACGCUGCGUGACUGCAACAGCCUCCCGGGAGUCAUGGGCACCUGCAAAGAGACCUUCAACCUCUACUACUACGAGUCCAACAAUGAUAAGGAGCGCUACAUCCGCGAGAACCAGUUCAGCAAAAUCGAUACCAUUGCCGCUGAUGAGAGUUUCACUCAGGUGGACAUUGGCGACCGCAUUAUGAAGCUGAACACAGAGGUGCGGGAUGUGGGUGUUUUGACCCGAAAGGGCUUCUAUCUGGCCUUCCAGGAUGUGGGAGCGUGCAUCGCCCUGGUGUCCGUGCGGAUCUUUUACAAGAAGUGCCCUCUGACCGUGCGCAAUCUGGCCCAGUUCCCAGACACCACCACUGGGGCAGACACCUCUUCGCUGGUAGAGGUACGUGGGUCCUGUGUGGACAACUCGGAAGAGCGGGAAGUGCCCAAGAUGUAUUGUGGGGCAGAUGGUGAAUGGCUGGUUCCUAUUGGAAACUGCCUGUGCAACCCAGGUUUUGAGGAGCGAACAGGAGCCUGCCAAGCCUGUAAGAUAGGCUACUACAGGGCCUUGGCUACAGACAGCACCUGUUCAAAGUGCCCUCUCCACAGCUACUCUGUCCGAGAGGGCUCCACAUCCUGCACAUGCGACAAGGGCUACUUCCGCUCUGAGACGGAUCCAGCGUCCAUGCCCUGCACUCAGCCUCCAUCCGCCCCCCAGCACCUCAUCUCCAAUGUGAAUGAGACGUCAGUCAACCUGGAGUGGUCGCCCCCAGUGUCAUCAGGCGGGAGACAGGAUCUGACCUAUAACGUGGUGUGUAAGCGGUGCGGUCCGGAUGGUCAGCGGUGCCAGACCUGUGGUAGCGGCGUCCACUACUCACCCCAGCAGUUGAGCCUGCGUACUACGCGUGUCUCCAUCAAUGACCUUCAGGCACAUACCAACUACACCUUCCAAGUAUGGGCUGUCAAUGGGGUGUCCCAGCAGAGCCCCAGCCCUGAGCAGGCCGUAUCUGUCACUGUCACCACCAACCAGGCUGCUCCCUCUCCGGUUACUUCCAUCCAGGCCAAGGACAUCACCAGGCAUGCUGUGUCUCUGGCAUGGCAGCAGCCCGAGAGGCCUAACGGAGUCAUCCUGGAAUACGAGGUCAAGUACUAUGAGAAGGAUCAAAACGAGCGCAGCUAUCGGAUAAUGAAGACUUCGUCCCGCAGCGCUGACAUCAAAGGCCUGAGCCCACUCACCUCCUACGUCUUUCACGUGCGCGCUCGCACUGCCGCCGGCUACGGAGAAUUCAGCGCCCCUUUCGAAUUCAUGACCAAUUCAGUUCCUUCCCCUAUCAUUGGAGAUGGCGCUAAUUCCACAGUGCUUCUGGUGUCCGUCAUCGGCAGUGUGAUUCUGCUGCUCAUCUUCAUCGGAGUCUUCGUCAUCAGCCGCAGGAGGAGUAAAUACAGCAAAGCUAAGCAGGACUCAGAUGAAGAGAAGCACCUUCACCCAGGGGUCCGGAUCUAUGUCGACCCUUUCACUUAUGAGGACCCCAACCAAGCCGUCCGUGAAUUCGCCAAAGAGAUCGACGCCUCCUGCAUUAAGAUCGAAAAGGUCAUCGGGAUCGGAGAGUUUGGUGAAGUGUGCAGUGGCCGCCUGAAGAUGCCAGGCAAGAGAGAAAUCUGUGUGGCCAUCAAAACCCUCAAAGCUGGAUACACAGACAAACAGCGGCGGGACUUCCUGAGUGAGGCCAGCAUCAUGGGCCAGUUUGACCACCCCAACAUCAUCCGGCUGGAGGGAGUGGUCACCAAAUGUAAACCAGUAAUGAUAAUCACUGAAUACAUGGAGAAUGGCUCCCUUGAUGCCUUCCUUAGGAAGAACGAUGGGCGUUUCACGGUUAUCCAACUGGUCGGAAUCCUGCGUGGAAUUGCAUCAGGAAUGAAAUACUUGUCGGACAUGAGUUAUGUCCAUCGUGACUUGGCUGCACGCAACAUCCUGGUCAACAGCAACCUGGUGUGUAAAGUGUCCGAUUUUGGCAUGUCUCGAGUGCUGGAAGAAGACCCUGAUGCAGCCUACACAACAAGGGAAAUAAUGGGAACCUAUCAAUCGCAGGGGGGAAAAAUCCCCAUUCGCUGGACGGCUCCAGAGGCCAUCGCCUACAGGAAGUUCACCUCGGCCUCCGACGUGUGGAGCUACGGCAUCGUCAUGUGGGAGGUGAUGUCGUACGGAGAGCGACCGUACUGGGAUAUGAGCAACCAGGAUGUCAUAAAAGCUAUUGAAGAGGGCUACAGACUCCCCCCUCCAAUGGACUGCCCUGUGUCCUUGCAUCAGCUGAUGCUGGACUGCUGGCAAAAAGAGAGAGCCGAGAGGCCCAAGUUCAGCCAGAUCGUUAACAUGCUGGAUAAACUCAUCCGCAAUCCCAACAGCCUGAAAAGGACCGGUGGAGAAAUAGCCAGACCCAACACAACCCUUCUAGAACCCAGUAGUCCAGAGUUCUCUUCUCCCCUGGGCUCCAUUUCUGAUUGGCUACAGGCCAUCAACAUGGAACGUUACCGGGACAACUUCACCGCCGCCGGCUACACCACACCAGAAGCUGUGGUCUCCAUGACGCAAGAAGACAUGACUAGGAUAGGGAUCUGCUCCAGCACACACCAGGACAAGAUCCUCAGCAGCGCACAGGGAAUUCUGUCCCAGAUGCAACAGAUACAGGACAGGAUGGUUCCUGUCUGAACACAUAGCAUCGGAAGACGAAACUCAAAAUGUACUUUUUCUUUUCUUGUUUUUGUUUUUUUUUUGUUUGUUUUUGAAAGGAAAUCCAUUUACCUCAUCCAUGCACUUUAAAUUGAAUUGUUUAAGAAGAAGAAGGAAAAAAAAACAAACGACAAGAGGAGAAAGAGGAGGAACUGAAGACGAGAAUGGCGAAAUUACACAGCACUUUUUCGGACGAAGACACCCAGUCAUUUUGAUUGGAGGAUUCUCCGCCUCAUGGUGUUGUGACAUACUGGAUAUUAUUCUAGAAGGCUCUUUGACCAUGCCUUUGCUAGACAGUGGAACUAAGAGGGCAUGCUCUUUUUCUCUGCUCCACCUUUUUUGUAUGUAUGUGUCAGUAUGUAAAUAAGUAGGUCUUUUGGAUUUAUUUCCCUCGUGCCAUUUUUCCUGCCAUUUCGUCAAUUUUUAGCUGAGUCAGUGCACCUGGCAAUUUAAAGCAGGGGCUGUAAAAUGAUGGUAUGAGAAGUGUAAAAAAAAAAAAGACAUUUUUGAGCUCUUUAUUUUUUUUGUUCGGGGGUUUCUGGCUCUGUGUGCUUAUCAUGCUGGGGGAGAGGCAUUUGUCUUCAGCGCAUACGGAAUGGAACUGGGUCUGGAAUAUCUCCAGUUUUCCCCACCCUUUGAAAUGGAAUAUCUGUCUCCACUCCGCAAUUCUUCUCCCCGCUCUGCUUGGCUGGGAACUCAUGCGCACCGCUUGGAUUAGAGAAUGCUGCACUGAGUUUACAUCUCUUUCUCUCUCUCCAACUUGGUCUCCAAGGCACCCCCCCCCCUCUUCCCUGUUCUCACUCUCUUGCUCCAUCUCCUUCUCUCUCUUUCCCUUCUCCCUCCUCCACCCCCCCCCACUAUCCGAAGACCCCCGACAGGCCCUGAAAUCCUCACACGUCUCACUUACUGGAAGUUGCGGCAGGACAGAGCUAAGCGUCAGGCUCGGUAUGUCUGCAGCGGCGCGAUGUCCUUCACCGCCUCAGCGCCAAAACAUGGCAAGCCUCAUAUCAUGACUGCCUCCUCACUGGGCCCAGGACUACAAUUCCCAGGACAAUUCCCAGGGUCCAAUGGCAUGAGAAGGCAAAACAAAUGUCAAACAAGCCGAGGAGAGGAAUCUUCAGCCCAUGAUUACAUAUUUUGGGUUUUAUCUUUUUUCUCCGCAUUGCACAGUUACAAGGCAUGCUGUCACGUAUGCUAGCAACUAGCGCUCAGCUCAGUGUGCUCUUCAUGUGCUUUCUGUUCUGUCUAGGAUGACAGUUUGUUUUGAGAAAAACGCACACAAAGAAGACAGGCAUACAGUGUGUGCUAAGACUACAGAGUGCUAACUUGUGGCUACUUGCAGGAAAAGAAUACGGCAAACUGGUUCGCUGUUUGUUAAACCACGCUGUUUUUUUUUUUUUUUCUUCUGCCAAAACAAGGAAUUCUCCAGAGACUGUAGCUAAAACACAGCCCUUCUGGAGCUGUGGAAGUCAUUUGUGAAUUCAGAACAUAAUAAAGCUAAAGGGAACGGCUUGGAAAGUGGACAGCGGAAAAAGGCACAUUUGUACCUAGAAUAAACUUAUUGCAGGAAUGCUUAUGAAAAGGGAAAAAGACUCUUGACAUUUCACUUGUUUCAUGACUCAUGUCAUCCCAUCCUCUCCAUGAGGCUUUUCUUGUUUAACACGAGGGGUUUUCAGCGUGAUGUGUGAAGCCUCCGACCCCAAAAUCUGCUCCUUUCCUUAAAUCUUUCUUUUUUUCUUCCUCACUUCUCGCUCUCAGCCUUUGAGGACCUGUUUGGAAUAUGCAAGGAAUGUGGGGGAGGUUGAGAUCUAUAGAAUGUACUGUGCCAAGCUUCUUAAUGUAGUUUAUUCUGGGGAAUCGAACUAACACAUCGAAUUUGUUUUCUCUGUUAAUCUAGUCAUAUAGAUUAACAUUGUGCUUAUUUGCAUCUAUGUAUACUGCCAUUGUUUUUUUUUUCUCUCUUUUUUUAUUUUAAUGAUUUUAGGUACAUGAAACAUGUCAUUUAUUUAUGGUCUUUUUUAUCUAGUUUGUAAAUUGUAAAAUAGAAAUAUGAGGGGAAAAUAAAUGAUUGCCAAGUGCAUUGUAA
Messenger RNA from Pygocentrus nattereri (red-bellied piranha), 5216 nucleotides. RefSeq names its product eph receptor A4a (gene epha4a). The record is from RefSeq and is a predicted model, not a curated record. The transcript has 18 exons. Bases 125 to 3109 code for a protein of 994 amino acids. NCBI's taxonomy places the organism in Eukaryota, Metazoa, Chordata, Actinopteri, Characiformes, Serrasalmidae. Gene Ontology annotation, cellular component: neuron projection; plasma membrane. Gene Ontology annotation, molecular function: transmembrane-ephrin receptor activity; ATP binding; protein binding. Gene Ontology annotation, biological process: negative regulation of axon extension; protein phosphorylation; cell surface receptor protein tyrosine kinase signaling pathway.